AUGGACCACCUCCUGCUCCUGCUUCCCCUCUUGGGUCUGGCGAGUGGCAGCAUCCCCUUCGCGCAGAAAGGCUUCUGGGACUUCUCCAUGGACGAUGCCCAAGCCAUUCCCCCAGAGGAGGAAGAGGCCUCGGGGAUCUUCCCGACAUCGGGGGGCGCCGAGGCAGAGGAUGUCUACCCCUUCUACCCGGGCCUCUGUCCCUUUGGUUGCCAUUGCCAGCUAAGGGUGGUGCAGUGUUCCGACCUGGGACUCAAAGAAGUGCCGAAAGAAAUUUCGGCAGACACCAGUUUGCUGGACCUACAGAACAACCAGAUUACGGAGCUGCGGAAAGACGACUUCAAGGGGCUGCACCAACUAUAUGCCCUGGUCCUGGUGAACAAUAAGAUCACCAAGAUCCACCCCAAAGCCUUCAGCCCCCUGCACAAGCUCCAGAAGCUGUACAUCUCCAAGAACAACUUGGUGGAGAUCCCGCCGAACCUGCCCAGCUCCUUGGUCGAACUCCGCAUCCACGACAACAGGAUCAAGAAGAUCUCCAAGGACGUCUUCAACGGGCUCAACAGCAUGAAUUGCAUCGAGAUGGGUGGGAACCCCUUAGAGAACAGUGGAUUCGAGCCUGGAGCCUUUGACGGCUUGAAGCUGAACUACCUGCGAAUCUCAGAAGCGAAGCUCACGGGGGUACCAAAAGAUCUGCCCGAAACCCUGCAUGAGCUACAUCUGGACCACAACAAGAUCCAAGCCAUCGAACUAGAGGACCUGAUCCGCUACUCCAAACUGUACAGGUUGGGACUGGGACACAACAACAUCCGCAUGAUCGAGAACGGCAGCCUCUCCUUCCUGCCCAUCCUACGCGAGUUGCAUCUGGACCACAACAAGCUGUCCCGAGUCCCUUCCGGACUGCCUGACCUGAGGUUCCUACAGGUCGUGUACCUUCACUCCAACAACAUCACCAAGAUCGGCGUGAACGACUUCUGCCCCAUCGGCUUCGGUGUCAAGCGGGCCUCCUACCACGGCAUCAGCCUCUUCGGCAACCCCGUGCCUUACUGGGAAGUCCAACCCGCCACCUUCCGCUGCGCCACGGACCGUCUGGCCAUCCAGUUCGGAAACUACAAAAAAUAA
Gekko japonicus is the source of this 1116-nucleotide messenger RNA. RefSeq names its product biglycan (gene BGN). The coding region runs from base 1 to 1116 and encodes 371 amino acids. The record is from RefSeq and is a predicted model, not a curated record. Lineage: Eukaryota; Metazoa; Chordata; Lepidosauria; Squamata; Gekkonidae. The transcript is spliced from 7 exons. Gene Ontology annotation, molecular function: protein binding.